Molecule: messenger RNA, 1263 nt
Organism: Ustilago hordei
Lineage: Eukaryota; Fungi; Basidiomycota; Ustilaginomycetes; Ustilaginales; Ustilaginaceae
Exons: 1
Coding region: 1-1263 (420 amino acids)
Source: RefSeq, a predicted model, not a curated record
AUGGGUGGUCUCCGCCUCGAGGUCACUGUCACUGCACCCACACUCAUGCUGGCCAAGGACAUCAUCCACAAGACUCCACUCCUCAACCUUGAUGCCUACCUGUAUGACAGACUGGAGCUGUUGCAUCCCUACCAGCUCAGGAUGAUCACCAUCACCAAGGCAGACUACCUGGCCAACCUCAAGCACCUCCUCACCAAGGCAGAGACAGUCAGGGCUUUCAUCGGCAGGGAUGAGUCAAAGCUGCAUGGCAACAAGAAGCAGAUCAUCCUUGACCUCUUCAAUGCCCUGGGAUGGAACACUGGAUGCCUCAAGACCACUGCCUUCAAUGCUGCUGAUGCCUGGUGGCUGGAUCAAGAGGACCAAGAGCAGCCUGCUGCUGCACUGGUGCAGGAACCAGAGCCUACCCAUAUCACCCUGAACCACAUCAAGGGUGUGCCAGCCAUGAAGGCACUCUUCACAGCACUCAGGAAGCAGUUGCAAUGCCAUGCCUGCCCUGACCCAGGCUACACAUACACAUGGGAUGGUCAAGCCCAACAGUUCCAAAUCAAGUGCUCAGUGUGUGGCAGAAAGCUGAACCAGUCCCAGGCCAGGGAGCAUAUCCUCCAGCUUGUUACCCAGGAUGAGUUGAUCUUGCCAGAGGAGUUCCUGCCAGCCCCUGCCGAGUCAACUUGGUCUCCCUCCCCAGCUGAGCCAAUCACCACAGUGGAGCAUCUGCCCACUCCAGAGGCUCCAGCUGCCACCACCACCAUGCAGCUGCAUUCCAAGAUGGUCCAGGACCCUACAACAGCCAUGGAGAUGUCUUUGGAGAUCCCCUGGGUGCCCAUGCUCAACACUAUUGUCCCAAUGGAUGGUAUGGUGGAGGUACCACAUCUACCAAGGGUCAAGCAGUCCACCACAAUCAAGCCAGAUGGUAACUGUCUUUUUAGGGCUGUCAGCUACCAUGUCUAUGGUACUCAGGACCACCACAUGGAGGUCAGGAAAGAUGCAGUGGAGUGGCUCCAUAGCCAACCAUACUUGGUGGCCACCUUUGCUGCAGAGGGUAGUGGUCACCUUGGACCUGGUGCCUGGCUGGACCAGAUGGCCAAGGAAGGCACCUGGGGAGAUGAGCUCUCCCUUCUGGGACUCGCAGAGGCACACCACUGCAGCCUGUGGGUGUACUCUGACCAGCAUGACCUCCACACCACCUACCCAGGUGGAGCUGGUGGACCAUACCAGGGGCUCAUCCACCUGGGUGGCAACCACUAUGAGAUCCUGAGCUUGUGA